AUGUCUCGAGUUAGUAGACAGCUGAAGUUUUUCAAUAAAAUAAGUUCGACCACUCUAGAGCCUCAAGUUGUUCUAAAUGGUCAAAAAUACUCGGGACUCAACCUGACCUUCCAAUACCAAAACCACAAUGGCCACAUGGGUGCUCGCAAGUUCUGGCGUGAGUACCUCCCUACCUUGCAGUUUUACAACCCCCAACUGCAGUUUCAAGUUACCAGAGUGAGGAACGACAACAAAAACGAUGCCAGCGUGCCAUGUACUCUCGAGAUCAUCGGCCAAGAAGGAGUUGCGGUCGAUCAGCUGGACAUGCGCAACAAACAAGGCUCACAGAUUAUGAAGGAACUACUCGCUAAAAUUGAACACACGCGCGUGGCCGAGCCGGACAUUGUGAGACUAUGA
Messenger RNA from Lachancea dasiensis, 396 nucleotides. The record is from the annotation of a GenBank genome assembly. NCBI's taxonomy places the organism in Eukaryota, Fungi, Ascomycota, Saccharomycetes, Saccharomycetales, Saccharomycetaceae.